GCUCUGUGUUCGGAGGUGAGAGCCCGUCGCAGAGGAGUCGCCUCGGUCCUGAAACUCUGCCAGAAGCUGCUGCAACAGAGCCAGUCGGGCCCCAUGGCGGAGGUGGGCCCAGAGGCGGAGCAGCACCGGGAGGCCCUGCAGCUGCUGUCAAUCAACCUGGAGAGAAGGUGGGAGGCGAUCGUGAUGCAAGCGCUGCAGUGGAAGAACCGCCUGAAGAGAGAGCUGGGGGAGACGCAGGUUCCUGGAAACGUCUUGGAACCAGGUCUAGUUGACCUCCAUCAGAUCAGCCCUCUCCCACCAGUGGCCCCGCCUCCAGAUGACUCCUGGGAAUGGGAUGAAACUGAUAUGACAAUCACAGAGCCACAAGAAGAAGAAGAUCCUGACCUCAUGCACAACCUCCCCUUCGAACCAAAUCUGCCUUUGGACGGCCAUCUAUCCAAUGGGAAUCAACCCAAUGGGAAUCGUACCAGUGUCACAGCCAAUCAGAGUCAUGAGAUGAUGACCCAUGUGACUCUUCCUCCUAACAACAAUAAGGUAUAUCAGGUGUACAGCCUCCAUAGUGUGGAGUUAUACAGACAGCCUCAGUUUCCUUCUACUUCCUCCAUGUUGCACAAAACCAAAUCAGGGAAACGGAAACAGCACAUUCUGCUGAAGAGCCUGAGUAAGGACUCUUCGUUUUCCUCCAUCGAAUCCCUGCCGGACAUCCUGGGUGGUUUGAUGCCACCAAGCCAAGGAGGAAACGUCGGAUACCGGGAUGGGGAGAGUGGUAGAGGAAGCGGUCAAUCGGCAGGCAGUCGGCGGUCAGAAAGCGAAAGUGGGAUCGUAAGUGAUACCGGAGACACGGAGACGACGACAACAAACUCCGAAAUCCAGGAAGAGGAUCAGGGAGAAGGAGAUGAGGACGAAGAGAAGCAAAGGAAGUAUGAAUCUGUACAAGGAAGUCAUCUGGUUCUGCACAAAGACGGUGGCACCAGGUACAACCACAGAACCAAGAGAGAGGAAAGUAUGAAGGAGAAAGUCUGGAGAAGAGAUGAAAUCAAAAGAAACAGAGAGGACGAUAAGAGGAGGAAGCACAGGAGAGGUGAGGCGGUUGAGAUCUUAAUCAACGGGCGAGGAAUCCUGACUCCUGCAGACUCUGAUUCGGACUUUGAGGUUGGAGGACCUGACUUUACGUCCUGCAGUGACUUCACGGGGUUCAAAGUUGAUCUUAACGGUACAGGAACUCCUCCUGCUCUCCGCCGCCAAACAUCCAGUCCAGUAUUAUCUCAGAGCUCCUCCUUGGAGUCCCUUCUGGCUCUGGGUGGGGAGUUAUUUCCCUCCAAAGACCAGUUGCAUCGUAGCGCCUCUUUGGAGAGUUGCCUGAUACCGUGUCGUAGCGGUGAAGAUACCGGGGGAAGCAUGGCCAGCCUCGGGGAGCUGGAUCUGGGGCACAGCAAAGAGAUAGAAGGAGGUGAACCAGUAAAGGAGAAGAACAACAAAAGUGCGCAAGGAGAACCGUCUUCUGGAGAGCUGAGCCGAAGAACUCUGGAUCUCCUGAAACGUCUGGAGAACAUCCAGAGUCCUCUAGUGGCGAAUAUGACCCGCAGUGUUUCUGACAUGACGCUUCGGAGCAGCUCCAAUCAGAGAAGCAGACUCCCUGCCUCGCCCUCCCUCGGUGGUCGCCACUCCCCCCUUUCUGGGAUUUUAAGAUCUUCAAGGAAAGGACCGCCAUCCCUGAUCAACGAGAGCUCUGCAACAGCAUCUCUGACGGAGCUGAGCAGCAACGAAGACUCUUCUUUAGGGUCCGAGGAUUGUGCCAUGCUCAGAAAUCAACGCCAUCUCUUCCUGGAUCCCACAAUGGCCCCCAACGCCAACUCGGGACCCUGCUGUUACAGGAAACAAUGCCAGGGGCACGGCCGAGGAGCGCAAGGGAUGGACGAAGCAGAUGCGGCGAGUUUGAGUCUUGUCGUGAACGUCUCCUGUAAGUCAGCGUGCACAGAUGAAGACGAGGACGACAGCGACCUUCUGUCUUCCUCCACGCUCACACUCACUGAGGAGGAGCUGGGCGUUCGCGAUGAAGAGGACGAAGAAGAAGGGGAGAGGUUGAGCGGUGCAUCGUCUGGUAACGAUGAUGACGAAGAGGAGAUGGAGGGGUCGUACGUUCUGGGGCUGGAGUACAUGAAGAGGGAGCUGCAGAGUUGGUUCCGAUUUCCCCGAACGUCCUCAUCUUCCUCCUGCUCUAAGACAGAGGCAGGCCUCCGGGAUGAGCUGCAGUGUGGGACCAACCUCACCUCCGCGCAAAACAGAGAGCAGCACUGCUUCCAGAACCGCUCCAAAUGUGUAGAGAACAACACCAAUAGCAGCAACAACAAAACGAAAAGAGACAACACGGACGAGGAAGAAGAGGAGAAGAAUCGUAGGAACGCCACAAGGAGCUACAUCAGCCAGUUUGUUGACGACGUGGAGAACGGAAACGUGGACCAGAGCAGUCUGAAAGGGAAAGAUGAGGAUGACGAGCUCCUUAGAGAGGAGUCCAGUGUGUUCACAAAGAAAGGCGAGUCACUGAGGGAGUCUUACAUGUUCGCCAACACAGAGGAGGCAGACCAGGAUGUUGGCGACUGGAUGAAAGCAGAAGCCACGAAGCAGCUUCCUCCGUCACCGUCCUGCGACCUCAAUCCCUUCCUGUCCAAGCAUGCUUCCUCUUUAGUCGGACAACUGAGAGGGGAGCUGCCCUGUCAAAGCUCCUCCAUCCCAACGCCUCCUUCCCUUUCUCCUGUUGAGAACUGCAUAUCCCAGGAUGCCUUGCACAACAGCAGGCCAGAAACCAAGGGGCGGAAAGCCAUCACCAGUCAGGAGAAGUUCAAGUUCUCGUCUUUCGUGACGGAGGAAACGAAGAGGGAAGUUCGAGACAAGGAGUCGUCCCGGCCUCCUAAAAAACGGCACAAUUCUCACUCGUCCGGCUGCAACCACCUGCCCUCUUCCCUCCAUCCGUGCAGUGAAGAGGAGGGAACGACAGACAACGUGCAUGACUUCGUAAGGGAGAUUAUUGACAUGACUUCAUUGGCGUUGAAGAGCAAAGAGAACCAGUCGGAAGAACCGAACCAGAAUGACGGUCGGUCCAUCCGAGACCAAAGUCCUGCAUCUUCAAAGAUCAGAAACAAGAUCCUCGAACACUCCCACCGGCCUCUCCACCUUCGUAAGGGAGACUUCUACUCCUACCUGUCUCUCUCCUCUCACGACAGCGACUGUGGCGAGGUCAGCGAAUGCUCCGAGGACAGGAACUCCUCUCCGACUCCGUACAACAUCCCGUCGUACGUGACGCCGACACAAGGCCUCCACAGCCCCGACCUGUUCACCAGCACCAGGCAGCAGAUGUCCAACUCAGCCCCGUCUUCCAGGCAAACGUCGCCCGCCUUUGAAUCGAGGCAAAACUUCUGUGCUCUGGAUUUGAAGUCGGGAAGCCCUUCGAUAUCUCUGCCUGCUAGCCCGGAGUUUAGAGACGAGGAGACGCUGUUUUCCGCCUGUACGGAGGAGGUGUACCUGGGCCCGCCUCUCUGCUACAGCAUGGAGCUCACAAAGAAACCACAGCGCUUCCUACUGAAGGAGCACCUGGACUUUCUACCCUCUUUGGACUACGAUUUGAACAGUGUAGCUAGCUUGCCUCGUUCACAACAACUCAACGACAAACCAGGUGAUAGUCAGAUGUCUCCCUCAAAAGAUAGAGACCACCUGUACUUCCAACGAUCCACAGAGGAAACUUUCUCUUCCAUCCUGGAUCCUUUUCAUUGCUCUCUUUCCAGCUACUCCUCUCUCCAGGGGCCCGGCUCCAAACCAAAAGCCGACAACCCUUCCUCCCUUCCUCUCACCGGGGACAGGAAGCGAGGUGAGGACCCGAACCUCCUCUGUGAUAUCGCUGGAGGAGGAGAAGAAGUCGUGGCCAAUACGAGUGUCAUCUUGCCGCGAGAGGAACGGAGUCGUAAUGAGGGCUCUCCUUAUCUUAAUCCCCGGGUGCGUGUCGGCCCGAUAGACUCCUCCGCAGACGAAUGUUUGGCAGAUACUAAAACGCUCAAAUCCAAUAUGGGCGCCGUAAUGACCAAGAUAAGUGUCUGCGGCUCCGCUACAAAUCCCUCAAAAGAGCCAGCCACCGCCACCACCACGCGUAUUAAUCCCAAAAUUAACCGCUCGCUGAUGAAAGAGGCAGAUAGGGAGGAGGGGGAGAGGCGAGGAGAGGUGGAGACUCAACGGGUGAGGAGAGGGAGGAACGGCUCGCAGCAGGAAGGGAAAACAGUGACGGAGAAACAGCCAGCUGUCAAUCAAACCACCAGAACAGCUCAAAGCUCAGUGAGACCGCCCACCUCCAGGACCCGGACCGUCUCAAGACUUCCAGUGAUGGGAUCAGGGACCUCCAGGAUCCAGAUGUAAGAAGGGGGUCUUCCUCCUUCUCCUCCCCGAUGAAGUGAUCUCUUUCCUGGCCUCGUUUCUCCGCCCCCCCCUCUCUGAUCCUGGAGCCUCGCCCUCUGAACUCCCAAAAUCUCACUGCUGUAACUGAACGGAUCAUUAAGAAACUGGGGUUAUAUCUCACAGCACAGUGAUACUGGGUCUGAUUUAUGAAGCAUUUUUUAGGGUUUGGCUGUGUAUAUGUUUUAGUCUGUGGGCAAUAUAAGAGCUCAGAGAAAAACAAUGUGGUGAAAAUACAACCAAGAAGCAUUGAAAUGUGAUUUAAAAUUGAUUGUUUGCAUUAAAUAGGGGAUAAUAUGCUGUAUUGAGUGGACGAUUCAACAGUUUCCGGAUGAAUUGAAGGCAGAGAAGUUGUGAAAAUCACUGAAAAGGACUUGAUUAGUUUUUAGCAGCUGUAGAGAUAUAUUUAACAUAUGAGUCACAUGUUUUUAUUACAUACAAUUAGACUGAACAGGGGGAAAAAAUGUGCUUUAUUUCUACUCUUGUUCACACUUCUUCCUCUGCUCAUGUCUUCUGGAUGUACUUCAGUAUUGUUCUGCCACUGAAAUCCAUCUUCAGUCAGUGUGCAUGACUUCCUGCAGUUGUGUACACCUUGUUAUCUUUCACACACGGCACAAGUAGCAUGCAACUUCCUAACACAUAACACCUGGUGUUUGUCUAGAGAUGAUGUCAGUGUUCAUUAUCUGUGGCUGUGAGAAACUACUUAGAUUUGUUUUGCCAUCCUGUGACUUAUAAACUUAGGGCUGUGCGAUUAUGGAAAAAAUCAUAAUCACGAUUAUGUUGGUCAAUAAUUGAUAUCACGAUUAUUAAA
Messenger RNA from Trematomus bernacchii (emerald rockcod), 5248 nucleotides. RefSeq names its product A-kinase anchor protein 6-like. The record is from RefSeq and is a predicted model, not a curated record. Lineage: Eukaryota; Metazoa; Chordata; Actinopteri; Perciformes; Nototheniidae.